Funneliformis geosporum is the source of this 309-nucleotide messenger RNA. The record is from the annotation of a GenBank genome assembly. NCBI's taxonomy places the organism in Eukaryota, Fungi, Glomeromycota, Glomeromycetes, Glomerales, Glomeraceae.
AUGGUCAUCUAUCUUCAUGAAAAAUUUUACCAAUCCAAUGCAACUCAGUUGUCAGAAUCUGAUAUUAAAGAGAUUAGAGAAUCAAGAGGUAAGAUAUCUAAUGCAUCAAAAAAAAUGGCUGAAAAAUUCCAUAUUGGUGCUCGGUGUGUUUAUGAAAUAUGGAAUAAUAGUGAACAUCUCCAACAAGGGCUUAUUUUAUCUUCCUCUGAUCAGCUUGCUUUGGAUAAGACAGAACAGACUCUUAAAGUGGUAUCAGAAGUAUCAUCUAUAUCCUUUCCAGCUACAGAAAUUCCAAAAAAGAAUGGUUGA